This is a messenger RNA of Moesziomyces antarcticus, 963 nucleotides long. RefSeq names its product DUF887-domain-containing protein. Bases 1 to 963 code for a protein of 320 amino acids. The transcript has a single exon. NCBI's taxonomy places the organism in Eukaryota, Fungi, Basidiomycota, Ustilaginomycetes, Ustilaginales, Ustilaginaceae. Gene Ontology annotation, biological process: lipid homeostasis. Gene Ontology annotation, cellular component: endoplasmic reticulum; membrane. The record is from RefSeq and is a predicted model, not a curated record.
AUGGCGUUUGCUGAUCCUGUCAUCGCGUGGCUGCAGCCCUACGCGGAUGCGUACGGCAUGCACCAUGCACCCGCCCACUUCCCUACGCUCGUGCGCUCGGCGCUGCUGUGGUUCGCCAUCCAGACGCUCUCGUCGCAGCUCUCGCCGCGGUUGCUGCCCAAGACAUUUGCAAAGUUCAACCGCAAGACGCGCAUCUCGUGGGACAUCCACGUGGUGUCGUUCGUCCACGCUGCGCUCAUCACGCCGCUCGCCGCGCGCAUCUGGUGGAAGGCGCGCCAGACCAACGCGCUCGGGCUGCACACGCAUCCGCUCGCCGUCGACCGCCUGUACGGCUACGACUACGAGGCGGCGCAGGUGUAUGCCAUCGCCCAGGGCUACUUUGUAUGGGACUCGGUCGUGUCCAUCCUCCACGAGGGUCCCGGCUUCAUCGCACACGGCCUCGUGGCGCUGAUUGCGUUCACGCUCGUCUACCACCCGAUCUUCAUGUACGACGGCAUGGGUUUCUUGCUCUGGGAGCUCUCGACGCCGUUCCUCAACAUCCACUGGUUCUGCGACAAGCUCGGCAAGACCGGCUCCACCGUGCAGCUCGUCAACGCCGUGUUCUUGCUCUCCACCUACGUCGGCGCGCGUCUGACGUUCGGCGUGUACAACAGCCUGAGCUUCUUCAAGUUUGUCGUCGCACCGGCCAAGCCGCACCACCCGCCCAUCCCGCUGCGCCUCAAGACGUUCUACAUGGUGGGCAACGUGAUCCUCAACAGCCUCAACUUUUUCUGGUUCCGCGCCAUGGUGCGUGCGGUGCAGAAGCGCUUCACGGUCAAGCCUAGCCCGGACUCGAAGAACGGCAAGCUCGAUGCGCAAAAGGUGGUGCGCGGCCAACAGGGCAUCAAGCUUGGCGUGCAGGACAAGGACGACGAGCAGUUCUGGCAGGAGGCGGGCGCCAAGAAGGCCGGAAAGGCGCAGUAG